Paraglomus brasilianum is the source of this 1107-nucleotide messenger RNA. Lineage: Eukaryota; Fungi; Glomeromycota; Glomeromycetes; Paraglomerales; Paraglomeraceae. The record is from the annotation of a GenBank genome assembly.
AUGGCUAACCAAGAUGAAGAAAUGGCAGAAUAUGAUGCAAAGCUAGCGGAAAUAUUUAAACAGAAACGGUUAGAAAAGUCCAAGAAAAAAGAUUUAAAAUAUCAAAUGAUACACUUUAAGAACAAGGUUUUUGAUCUUUUGGAAAUCUUUAUCCGCAAGCAACCGACACAUCCGCUGACCCUUGAACUCAUUCUUCCACUUCUGGCGACCGUUCUCCAAGCCACGUCAUCGUCUGAACAAAUAGCUGAUCGUGCCAAAAACUUACUUGAUAAAAUGUGCAAAUCCAAGGCGUUGCCUAGUAAUUUCUCUUCUGAAUAUGCGAAUGAGAUAUUAAAAGAAACUCACGAUAUGGCUGCGCGAGCUCCAAGCAAGGAAGCAUUGGAUACCUGUAGUAAAAUGAGCAUAUUUUUGGUAAAGGUUAUAAUGAAGCAGCAUGAGGAAGUAAGCGCGAACAAUAAAGAUCAAGGAAGUUCUGAGACUGGGGAAGAGGACAGUAUUAAGAAUGUGGGGAAAAUCUACGAGGAGCUUUUGGGAAAGUAUAUGACAAAUGCGCGAUCUCGCUUGAACCUGGAGGUGUUUGUCGUCUUUAUCAGCCGCUUUCCAAUAAUUGCGUGGGAGCUGAGGGAUGCAUUGGCAGAAUUCAUGGAACCAACGAAAGUGCCUAAUUCAUACAGACAAGUGCAAGCUUAUGUUUUAAUGAGCAAGCUGCUGAAAGAAGUGGCAAAUAAGAAUCCCGGUGGAAGCGACGAACUGAUAUAUGAAUUUAUGCCAAAGAUCCGGGAUUCAUUUGUUGUAGCCAUUGAUUUUCUCAAAACCGAUCAAAAUACUGGAAAAAGGCAAUUGAAAGCUGACAAGCUAAAAGAAAUUCUCAAGGUCAUAACGACGAUUAUUAAAAUGACCAAUAAUGUCGUAAUAAGAAUUAGCAAUUCGUCAGCGGGCAAGAAAGUAUCGAAGAAGAAAGGCGCGAUUGUUGAAAAGGUGCAGGAGAUAUGGGGGACCGAUACGUUAGUGGAAAAGCUAGGAUCAAUCAAGACACUCCCAUUGUACAAGUCAUCGCCAGCUAUUAAUGAUAUGAUUAAUCAAAUAGUGAAGACAGUAUCGAAAUAG